CGGCCGUUGCGGCCGUUGCGGCCGUUGCGGCGCGGGGCCCCAUGUGGCGCACGCUGGCGCUCGCCUCCGCCUUCUUCCCGGGGCUCUUCGUCGUGUGCGUGCGGGCGCUGCGCCGCGCCGCCCCGGCAUGGAGCCUCAAGGACCGCGUCCUCCUCAGCGGCAGGUUGGUGUCGAUAGUCCAAGCUACGAUGGCAACGGUGUCUGGAAUCACGGUUGUCCUGAACUGCAAGAACGUGGUGUAUGACAGGCACUGGCUGGCCGUGGAGUACGUCUGGGUCCUCGUUCCCUACAUGACCUACGACAUUUACGUCAUGUACCUCUGCCACUGGCACAAGAGCAGGGACAGGGGCGUAGCGGAGAAAAAGCACUCGCUGGCCAGCGUGCGGAGCUUCCUGCUGCAGGAGCGGCUCAUGGUGACCCACCAUCUCUUCAUCCUCGUUGUGCUCACCCCCGUCACCCAGCACUUCAGGGGCGAGCUGGGAGACUUCUUUGUGGGGUGCAUCUUCACAGCAGAGCUGAGCACUCCUUUUGUAUCGCUGGGCAAAAUCCUCAUGCAGCUCAAAAUGCAGGACACGCUCCUGCACAAGGUGAACGGGAUCCUCAUCCUGGUGACUUUCUUCCUCUGCCGUAUUCUCCUCUUCCCAUUCAUGUAUGCGGCCUAUGGCAGGCAGAUGGGAAUUCCCAUUUACAUGGUGCCUUUCCGCAUCCCCCUGCACUGCAACAUCGCAAACGCCUCUCUCAUCGCCCCACAACUCUACUGGUUCAGGCUCAUCUGCCGCAAAGCCAUCCGACUCUACAGCAGCUCGCCCGCUGGCAAAAGCAGAUAACGGCUGGCAGGGGCAGCCGGGAGCGGGGCAGGAGCCCGGCAGCCUCCCCAGCUCUCCUGCCUCGAACACCAGCGCUGCCGGUACCGUCCUGGGAGCAGAGCAGCAGAAGUGCCGCUACCAGAAGGUGGUUUUAGUUGGAAGCAGCCCUGCCGUCUCCACUGCUGUGCUGGGCAGCGCCAGCCUCAGACAGGAAGACUUUCUUCCCAUCUUACUCCGGUGCCUCACAUCCUCCCACCCGUGGGAGGUCAGGAGCCAGCAAGGAGGAGGUUUUGUCCGAAAGAUGACAUUCCUGCUGGGAUUCAACACUGCGGCACUUGACUGACCAACGAGAGGGGGCUGUUACGAAAAGCCCCCCCGUCUUCGGGACCAACACUGCUGCCAGACGCAGGCAGCACAGCGCGAGCCACAGCCUGAAAGAGCCUGCAGAGCAGUCGGCAGCGUAGGCGAUGCUGGAGCACGCCCAGCCCCGAGCAGCAGCCCUGCGGGCUGGGGGAGCCUCGUGCUGUACCUGCUGCAGCUCUGAUUCACUCCUCCAGCUCUGACUUACAGCCUCCUGCUCAGAGCGGAGCCAGGCCCCUAAAACGUGGCGCCGUUCUGCGCAGCCUGCUCCUGAUCUUUUCCAACGCUGCCUUUACACUACAGCUGCAUUCGGCCUCUUACCUCCCACAUGCGCUUCUCACUGCUGCAAGGCUCAAACUCACUUACCAACUCUCCGUUUAGCCCGAAGGGGCGUUUCACUACAACUGCCUGGUGUCUGCAGCCAACGGUCCCGAGGGUAGGGGAGGCUCGGUGCUGCUAACACGGCUGGAGGAGGGAGGAGCUCACGGCAGGAUCAGAGAAAGGUUAUUCUGUCUUAGAGAGCAAUCCGGACAGGGCAGGGAGCCCGGCACCAACGGCGGGAGGAGGACGGGCGCUGUGCCCCCACCCUACCAACCCCUGGGGCGCCACGCAGAGCCCUUCAGGGGCAGGGGACGCUGCUUUCAACCGCCUACCCUAACGGCACUCGCACAGGGGCUGCUCGUAUCUGCCCCGCAUCCCCCACAGGGUAUUUGAAAGCCCACUGGCGUGCCCUGCCCCUGCUCUCCCUGCAGCCACACCAGCAGCACCCAGGUUACUGGCACAGCCUAAGGUGCAGGUGCAGGGUCCAUCCUCCUGCCCAGCCAUUCCCCUGCGACGAGGAAGAGCCCAGGGACCGCAGCCACUCUGUGCUUCUCAUUCUGUCUAAAAGCUGAAAAACGAUGGCUGGAAAGUGCUUCGCUCUGGAGACCUCUUUUCCUUUUCUGGUGACAGUUCCUGCUCCAGCCUCAGUUGUACAGAUUGCAAAGAAUAAAAUAAGACCUCUUCCAACACGCAGUCAUUUGUUGCAGAAACACUACUUCUUGUGUUAAAUCUAGAGACCAGCUGAUGUUACAAAACGCUUGCUAUCUCUUACAAAUAUUUGUAUCUUGCUGUUUAUAUUACAAAUAAUGUGCCUUAUGUAAAGAAAAGACAAAAAAGCCACUGAGGCAUUUCUGUUUGCAAUAACACUGCCCUAUUUACUACUGCACCUAUCGGAAGAGACCAAUAAAGACCUCUUUCCAGA
Molecule: messenger RNA, 2409 nt
Organism: Rhea pennata
Lineage: Eukaryota; Metazoa; Chordata; Aves; Rheiformes; Rheidae
Gene: TLCD3A
Product: TLC domain containing 3A
Exons: 5
Coding region: 42-827 (261 amino acids)
Biological process (GO): lipid homeostasis
Cellular component (GO): endoplasmic reticulum; membrane
Source: RefSeq, a predicted model, not a curated record